Messenger RNA from Phalaenopsis equestris, 957 nucleotides. RefSeq names its product probable LRR receptor-like serine/threonine-protein kinase At1g34110. Lineage: Eukaryota; Viridiplantae; Streptophyta; Magnoliopsida; Asparagales; Orchidaceae. Gene Ontology annotation, biological process: protein phosphorylation. Gene Ontology annotation, molecular function: protein kinase activity; ATP binding. The record is from RefSeq and is a predicted model, not a curated record.
AUGGCGAUCCCAACGGCGCCGAUGGCGAUCCCAACGGCGCCGACGGCGAGCCCAAUGGCGAGAAUUUCCCAAGACUCCAGAUUUAAAUAUUCUAGAAGGCCGCCGACGGCGCCCUCAAGGCCACCAGCGAGAUCGGCGUCUCUUGCCAAAGCUGAAGACCCCCUAGAAGCUGAAGCCCAAGCUGUUUAUUGUGUUGUUUUCUUGGGCAUAAAGUGCAGUUGGAAUCUCUUAAUGGUGGAAACUUACUCCAUGAUCUUACUUAACAUCCUUGAAGGAAGGAUUUCUGCCCCUUGGGAGGGUAAUAGCCCUGCCAAUUGGCUUGCUAAGGCUGGCCUCCAUACUCAGAACCCCAUCAUUGAUACUUUGUCUUAUCUUCAUCAUGAUUGCAUCCCUGGAAUCCUUCACAGGGAUGUCAAGUGCAAUAAUAUUCUAUUGGAUUCAAAGUUUGAGCCAUAUUUAGCAGAUUUUGGAUUGGCAAAGCUAAUGAAUUCAGCCAAUUUUCAACUUUCCAUGUCAAGAAUUGCAGCAUCAUAUGGCUACAUAGCACUAGAGUAUGGGUACACUACAAACAUUACAGAAAAGAGUGAGGUCUAUAGUUAUGGAGUAGUACUCUUAGAGAUCCUAAGCAGCCGCAGCGCCAUCGAACCCAUGGCUGCUGAUGGGCUUCACAUUGUUGAUUGGGUAAAGAAGAUGGGAAGCUUUGAGCCCACCAUCAAUAUCCUGGACUCGAAGCCUUGUGGUCUCCCAGAUCAGAUGGUUCAGGAGAUGCUUCAAACAUUGGGCAUUGCCAUGUUGUGUGUAAAUUCGAUGCCAUCAGAGCGGCCAACAAUGAACGAAGUGAUUGCCUUUCUGAAGGAGGUGAAGAGCCCACCAGAAGAGAUGGGGAAAACAUUUAUGCCGCCACUUAUAAAUACUGUUGGGAAAAGAGGGAGUGCGGAGAAGGUUGUAUUGCUUUGA